AUGACUGAAUCUAUAGUGCAGUACUGGCAUUGCAGCUGGUAUUGUUUUAGAAAAUCAACAUUGAACUCAGUGGCAGACACGCUCAAUGUCUUCACUCUUGGUGGAUCUUCCCGCCGUCAUCGGCGUGGAAAAUCCCAAGGAUGUAUUACUUCCACUCAUUGUGGGAGCGGUCGUAAUCGGUUUGACUAUUUUAGUCCGCGAGAGAAUGAGGGUCAGGGGAUUGGUGAGUCUGUCUUCAUUACUGCCGUGUCUCGAACUGCGCAAGAACAUGUACUGACUGAUCAGCCUGGUCCCCCCCACCAUCUCCUCUUCGGCACUCUUCCUGCAUUUAUGCAUGUGCAGAGCAAGGGCCCCAAGGAUCUUCACCCCCAGGCCCAGAUGACGAUGCUACAACGGCUGUACAAACUAGGUGACAUGUUUACCAUCGAUACCUGGCCCCUGAUGGACCAGAUGUACCUGGUGGCCAACCCCAAACUCGCCCACCAGGUCUCCCAGGACAGCAGCCCGUUUCCCAAACACCCGAUGAUCACGCGCUUCCUCAAGCCGCUGACCGGCUACAACAGCGUGCUGGCCGCUAACGACGCCAAAUGGAAGGAGUUGCGCAGUCUGUUCGCCCCGGGCUUCUCCAACGCCCAUCUGAUGACCAUGGUGCCGCUGAUGGUCGAAAAGACCGAGGUCUUCUGCGACCUGCUGCGCGAAUACGCCGCCAAGCACGAGCUGUUCUCCAUGGAACCGAUGGCCGCCCGACUGACCAUCGAUAUCAUCGGCAUCGUCGUUCUGGGGGUCGACUUCAAAUCACUGACCCGCCGCGACGAGCUGGUCGAGGCCUUCCGCCACCUCCUGGACCUCCUGCCCAACGGCCAGACCCUCGACAUCAACCCAGUGACCCACUACCUGCGUCGCAAGUACGCGAACACUAUGGACAACUACAUCCGACGCGUGCUGCGCGACCGGGCCGCCAACGGGGCCAAUCAGAAGUUCCGCACGUUGAUGGAUAUCGCGAUCGAGCGGUAUGAGCAGCUGCCCAACGGGUCGUUGUUCAGCUGUGGAUUUGAGCAGCUUGCCGUCGAUAAUCUCAAAACGUUUGUCUUCGCUGGCCACGACACGAGCAGCACCACCCUCAGCAACAUCUACCACCUUCUGAGCAAGCACCCCGAGGUCUUGGCCAAGGUCAUCGAAGAGCACGACCAAGUCCUGGGCAAAGACACCGCAGCGAUUGGCCAGCUCAUCCGCGACCAGCCCUCCAUUAUCAACAAACUCCCAUACACGACGGCCGUAAUCCGCGAGACCCUCCGCCUGUAUCCCGCCUCCGGCAGUCUCCGCAUGGCGCCGAAAGACACAACCUUCCACCCCGACAAAGCCCCCGCCGUGACCGUGCCCAAAGGCAGCCUGAUCUGGGUGGGGAUCCACACAAUGCACCACGACGCGGAGUUCUUCCCGUGCCCGGACGAGUUCCACCCGGAGCGGUUCAUGACGGCCAAGACGAUCACGCUGGCGGACGGACGCACUGAGGCCGUGACGGCGGGGUGGAACGGGCACGCGCCGCCCGCGGACGCCUAUCGGCCCUUCGAGAAGGGGCCACGCAUGUGCAUCGGCAGCGAGAUGGCCAUGAUUGAGAUCCGGGUCGUGCUGGCCAUGACGCUGCGGCGGUUCCGGUUCGCGUCCGCCUACGCCGAGUACCGGCGACGGCACCCGGACGAGGUCGAAGCCGCCGGCGGGCGCACCGAGGCGUUCGGCGACGAGGCGUACCAGGUUUUCUCGUCGACGGCGAAGCCCAAGUCCGGGGUGCCGAUGUAUGUGUAUACGAAGGAGUAGGUUGGCUUUGGGAGGUGUUGUUUAGUUUACGAAUUAUCAGUUGCGUGGUGGUCCAUACCCUGAACAUGUAUCAUGUGGUAGUUUCUAUUGGAAGGGCUUGCCCUUAGUCCCACCUUUGCAUGCGAUCAAGAUUCUUGUUCCCUUUUCUCAGUUUUUACCUUUCUUUUCAUCUACUUCUUUUAUCUACUUCUUGUCUCUCCUCCUUUCUUGCAUUCUUUUGCCCUUUUUCUUGCUGGUGAAGAACCGUCAUAUGGUAUU
This is a messenger RNA of Aspergillus uvarum CBS 121591, 2073 nucleotides long. Its product is annotated as cytochrome P450. Bases 1 to 1815 code for a protein of 604 amino acids. The transcript has 4 exons. The record is from RefSeq and is a predicted model, not a curated record. Gene Ontology annotation, molecular function: iron ion binding; heme binding; monooxygenase activity. Lineage: Eukaryota; Fungi; Ascomycota; Eurotiomycetes; Eurotiales; Aspergillaceae.